Molecule: messenger RNA, 2781 nt
Organism: Balaenoptera acutorostrata (minke whale)
Lineage: Eukaryota; Metazoa; Chordata; Mammalia; Artiodactyla; Balaenopteridae
Gene: TNK1
Product: tyrosine kinase non receptor 1
Exons: 12
Coding region: 42-2198 (718 amino acids)
Biological process (GO): multicellular organism development; positive regulation of kinase activity; cell surface receptor protein tyrosine kinase signaling pathway
Cellular component (GO): signaling receptor complex
Molecular function (GO): transmembrane receptor protein tyrosine kinase activity; ATP binding; protein binding
Source: RefSeq, a predicted model, not a curated record
GGGUUUGUGUGUGUGAGGGGCAGGAAUCCUGGUGGGUUCUGAUGUCCCUCCCUCUGUACCUGAGUAUUUCUGAGGGGUUGAGGGUGGAGCAGGCAACCACGUCUCUGGUUCCUGAGUGUCUCAGGUGCCCACCCUGGGCCAUGUGUCUGGGACAGGGCACCACAGGGGUUCCUCCUCCAGACAUGCUCCACGAGGCGGGCUCCCUGUGGCUGCUUCGGCUGCUCCAGGACAUCCAGCUGGCCCAGUUUUACCGACCCAUCCUUGAGGAGCUUAAUGUUACUCGGCCAGAGCACUUCGACUUUGUAAGACCUGAGGAUCUGGACGGCGUUGGCAUGGGCCGGCCUGCCCAGCGUAGACUGGCUGAAGCUCUGAAGAGGCACCGUUCGGGGCUCAAGUCUAAGAACUGGGAUAACAAGAUCCUUGGGGGCUUUGCCCCAGGGCAGAAGGAGACCACCCCACCCUCAGACAGCCUUCCAUCCCUCCCUGAGCCAGAUGGGGGACUCAAGUGUCUGAUCCCAGACCGGGCUGUGUGCAGAGGGGAGCUUCUGGGCUCCGGCUGCUUUGGUGUGGUGCACCGAGGGCUGUGGACAUUGCCCAGUGGCAAGACUGUCCCAGUGGCUGUCAAGUCCCUCCGGGUGGGUCCCGACAGCCCCGGCCCCGAGGGCACUGAGCUAGGGGACUUCCUGCGAGAGGUAUCCAUCAUGAUGAACUUGGAACACCCAUACGUGCUGUGUCUGCACGGCCUCGUACUGGGCCAGCCUCUGCAGAUGGUGAUGGAGCUGGCGCCCCUGGGCUCCCUGCACGCACGCCUGACCGCCCCGGCCCCCACGCCCCCGCUGCCCGUGGCCUUGCUCUGCCUCUUCCUGUGGCAGGUGGCGGGGGCCAUGGCGUACCUGGGGGCCCGCGGGCUGGUGCACCGAGACCUCGCUACGCGCAACUUGCUGCUGGCUUCGCCGCGCACAAUCAAGGUGGCUGACUUCGGGCUGGUGCGGUCGCUGGGCGGCGCCCGGGGCCACUACGUCAUGGGCGGACCCCGCCGCAUCCCCUUCGCCUGGUGUGCGCCGGAGAGCCUGCGCCACGGGGCCUUCUCUUCUGCCUCGGACGUGUGGAUGUUUGGGGUGACGCUGUGGGAGAUGUUCUCCGGGGGCGAGGAGCCCUGGGCCGGGGUCCCGCCGUACCUCAUCUUGCAGCGGCUGGAGAAGGACCGAGCCCGCCUGCGUAGGCCUCCCCUCUGCUCCAGGGCCCUCUACGCCCUCGCCUUGCGCUGCUGGGCCCCCCACCCUGCUGACCGGCCCACCUUUUCCUACCUAGAAGGGCUGCUCCAAGAGAUGGGAACUCUUGCCUCCCCAGAAACGGCCUGGCCUCCUGAGGGACGUUGUGUGAGGGAUGUCACAGAGCCCGGUGCCCUGAGGAUGGAGCCUGGUGACCCCAUCACUAUCAUCGAGGGCAGCCCCGACGCCAUAACCUGGAAGGGCCAGAAUGGUCGCACAUUCAAAGUGGGCAACUUCCCAGCCUCGGCAGUGACGCUGGUAGACUCACCAGCCACCCGUCCAGUCCACAGAGGCUCCCCUGCCCAGGGAGAGCGACACCAGGGAAACAUAGAUGGGGACAGAGUGAAGGUAAAGCUUCGGGAUCCCCCUCCAGCUCGGGGCCAGAGAAGGAAUGUGGCCUUGCAGAGGAUGAAAGGCAUUUCCAAGAGUCUGGAGUCGGUUCUGUCCCUGGGCCCCCGCCCCACAGGAGGUGGGUCGAGCUCCCCCGAACUUCGACAUGCCAGAACUGUGCCCCAGGGACCCCCAGGCGUGCCCCCCCGCUCCCCCGUGGCCACCAGCUCCUCUUCCCAGCCCAGCCAGCCUCCCAGGGAGCGGCCUCCCUGGCCCAAAAGAGAACCCCUACACAGUCACCCUGUGGGGGCGCCUGGAGCCAGCAAAGCCACCGUCCCCUCUGGGGGACCCUUGCCUGACCCCGAGUUGCAGAGGAGGAUUAUGGAGGUGGAGCUGAGCGUGCAUGGAGUCACCCACCAGGAGUGCCACGAGGCUCUAAGAGCCACCGGGGGUGAUGUGGUUUCUGCCAUCCGGAACCUCAAGGUGGACCAGCUCUUCUACCUCAGCAGCUGGUCCAGAGCGGACUGCCGGCGCAUCCUGGAGCGUUACCAGUGGGACCUCUCAGCCGCCAGUCGCUGCGUCCUGGCCCGGCCCUGAGCUCUGCUCCUUUGGGCACAGACACCAGAUGGACCAAGGGCCUGGUCACGUGGGACCAAGCAGAACCGGAACAAGGUCCUGACAGGGUGUGUUCCCACCUGGGGAGAGCCUGCCAUGGGCAGGUACUGGAGGAGCCCAGGAUCGGGCACUGGUGAGUGUCUCCUCACCCUGCCCGUUGGUCUCUGAGGGCGUGAGCUCCCUUGGCCAUAGGAGGAUCUAGUGCACUCUGCCCACCACAUUCCCAACAAAGGAGGACUUGGAGGAACAGAGCUGUGACACAUCACACCCAUGGGAAGCUUCUAUCGCUACAGAAAAUGAGCAAGAGGCCAUUCUGGGCCACGGGAACAGCCAUCCUGAACUGCCAUCAGCUACCACACUGGGCUCUGUGGGAGCAGCCAUCCUGACUUGGGGCAUAUGGACCAAACUGCCUCGGCUUGGUCUGGGGCCAUCAUGGGUGACGAAAGUGGCUCUCUUAGACUCGAGGACACUUGAUCCUGGCAGCAUGGAUUAUGAGAUGGGCCAGCCCCCGCCCAUCCAAGCUGUCAUAUUUCCCUUUGUUUCUUCCCACACCCGACUCUUUCUC